AUUAGACAUUUAGAUUCAUAUAUUAUUCUUGAAGCCUUACAUGAAUAUAAGAGAGAGAAUUUUAUCCCAUUUUUCUUAUCACCAUUCCAACCUUCUUCUUUCCUCAAUAAGAAUCAACUCCCAAAGAGUCUCUUAACUACCUCAUAAAUUAUUUUCCAAAAAUCUAAAUUUAGCAAGUUCAUGUCAAUAUUUUGAUAUGAGAGAAGUUUGGAAUAUAGGAACAUGCAGUCAACAACAAGAAGAAGAAAAAACAUCUAAUACAAACACUAUUAUGAGCCGUUUUGAGUCACCAACUUCUGCUUUUUAUGCAACAGAAACUUGCAUGGGUUUUGCAGAAUUUGAUAAUAGUCAAUCUUUGAAUACUCAAGUGCAUAAGAUCAAUGAUUUGGAGUACCCUUUAUGUCAAUCUUUAAGGGAAAACAAUCAAUUUUUGGAUUCAUCAAACCAAUCUGAUCCCAACUUUGAGUUGUCAAAUACUUUGCAAGCAUUGGUGAAAUCUCAAUUGAAUGGUAAUCAUUGUGUUAGAUUACCAGAAAACCACAAUAAAUUUUCUUGUGAGAAUUUUUCUAGGAUCAAGCCUUUUCCGUUUGAACAACAAAAGUUGUUUUUCGAUGAUCUUGCCUCGGUUAGUAGAAACUCAUCAUUUUAUAACAAAGGAAAUCAUGACUAUAUGGUUGCUCGCGGAACUUAUCAUUUAUCAGUUGAGCAACUGAAUUUCUCUUCUCAACAUGAGAUGUUAUCUCCAACAAUUUCAUCAGGAAGUAUCUCAAAUUCUGUUGGAAACUCUUCUUCUAAUGGAAAUGUAGUCUCGAGUAAAACUAGAAUUAGAUGGACAAAGGAUCUUCAUGAGAAGUUUGUUGAGUGUGUGAAUCGCCUCGGUGGUGCUGACAAGGCAACACCAAAAGCUAUAUUGAAGAUGAUGGAUUCUGAAGGUUUGACCAUAUUUCAUGUGAAAAGUCAUUUGCAGAAAUAUAGAACUGCAAAAUUCAUGCCAGAGACUUCAGGGAAAUCUGACAAAAGAAUCCAUACAGAAGAUCCGCAUCAUGUUGGUGUUAAAGCUGGCUAUCAAAUUAAGGAAGCACUUCAACUUCAAUUAGAAGCACAAAGACGUCUUCAUGAACAACUAGAGAUUCAAAGAACAUUACAAUUGCGACUUGAGGAACAAGGCAAACAGCUGAAAAAGAUGUUUGAUCAGCAGCAGAAGACCUGUACCAACUUCUUCAAUACUCCAGCUACAAUCAAUAAUGAUGAUACAAAAACUAGUCACAAAGAUGUUGAAGUUUCUAUUUCGGAAGCGGCUGAAAAUUCUUUACUCCCUUGUUUAACCUCUCCGAAUACAUAAUUUGGUAGUUAUGUAUAAAAUUAUAGUUUCCCUGAAGCUUACUCCUUGUAAGCAACAGAUAAAUCUUACCGUGCAGUUUUGUUAUGGUAAUAAAAGUAUUGUUGAUUCCAGUGUUGUUGCAGGUGCGGAGCCUGUUGUUGCAUAUAAAAUCAUAUAGAAACCAGAAGCAUUGUACAGCUGUACUAAAGUAAACUACAAUAGCAUUGUUGAGGAAAAAUAUUAUAUUAAAUCUGCACUAAUUCAAGUUUACUAAAUAAUUAUAUUAAAUCGAAUCUUUCUCAAAACAGAAAAUAUAAUAGUAAAGUAAAAAUUCAUAUAAUAACAGUUGAAAAUAUAUUCGAAUCUUGAGGCGUCAGAAAUUACUAGAAAAGUUGCAUACAAUUUACUUUUUAUUUUAAAAGCAGAAUGAAACUUUAACUACAGUUGACCGCAUUCAUGUGCGAUCUCAGUUCCGUGAUGCCAUUGGUUUUUCUUCACUCAUGUUUGUUUUUUACCACUCUUAGUUUUUAUGCAACAUUGAUAAUUGGUUCUUUGAGAAGUUGGUUAAUACACGUGUUUCUUGUUGCUAUUUCUGAAGUGGAACAAGGCUUCACUUUCUAUUUGCUAUUGAUUCAAAGAGACACUAGAGACACAUUCAGCAGCAACAAUAUGCGGAAGGAAGGGGUUUAGACAACUUUUAUGAAGUUACAGUACAUAACAGAGCACUCAACACCCUUGUGAAACUAAGAUGUUAAAACAAUUUUUAAGGAAAACUAAUUACAUUUAAGUGGUUUUUGUUUGUUUGAAUAUAGGGAUGACACGCAGACCCAAACCUGCGGGGUCUUUCCGCACUCGAAUCCGAGUCAACGGAUGAAAACGG
This is a messenger RNA of Vicia villosa (hairy vetch), 2201 nucleotides long. Its product is annotated as myb family transcription factor PHL5-like. The coding region runs from base 197 to 1342 and encodes 381 amino acids. Lineage: Eukaryota; Viridiplantae; Streptophyta; Magnoliopsida; Fabales; Fabaceae. Gene Ontology annotation, molecular function: DNA binding; DNA-binding transcription factor activity. The transcript has 6 exons. The record is from RefSeq and is a predicted model, not a curated record.